Xyrichtys novacula (pearly razorfish) is the source of this 7874-nucleotide messenger RNA. The record is from the annotation of a GenBank genome assembly. Lineage: Eukaryota; Metazoa; Chordata; Actinopteri; Labriformes; Labridae.
AUAUAACUCGACAGCAGUGUCACAGUCAGGGCGUGUGUUCAGACCAGCAGCUAAAUAAAGCGAAGUGUUAAACAUCUUUCAAGUCAGGUAUGUUUUUUGAUAAUGACUUUUAAGUUUAUGUAUCAGGCUUGAAAUACAAAUGUCUCAAGAGUUCUUUGUCCAGCCUACAGGUAUAUUUGCUGUUGUAAAGUUGUUGCUAAUUCCACAGGAAACUGAAGAAAAUGCCACUACCUGUGACAGUGGUGCUCAUGCUCAUUCCUUUAGCCUGUGGAGAGAACCCUGCAAUACAACUCAUUUUGAACAGUAAAGGUCUUCAGUAUGGUAAGGCAAUUUUUGAUGGUUUUAUAUCCUUAUCAGUCAUUAUUUAUACACAAAAACUGCUUAACAAGGCUUCACAUUGUUUUUAGUCUAAUGUAUGUUAAAAAGACCCAAUAGAGUUCAAAUUAGAUUAGGAUGGGAACACAGUCACUUUUUAAAUGUUUGUUCUGUAUGUGCCAGGAAAACAUAUAGGUGCAGGAUGGAUUCAGGAGCAGCUGGAGCUCAUCACUCUUCCUGAUAUCAGUGGGGAGAUUGACGUUUACAUCCUUGGCACUGUAUUCUACACACUAACUGGGUAGGAUUCCAUUUUUCAUUGAUAAGUUUUGGGAUGUCUAUUUAGUUAGAGUUAAAUUUAUACAAUCCUUCUUUUGGCAAGCAUUAUCUCUUCCUGACCAUUUGACUCAUAAAAAAGAAGAGGCUCUAGGAUGAAUAAAUAUGUUCCUGACCUGGUCAAUAAUUUAUAUGCCUACAAUACUUAUGGUUGAUUUUACUUCUUUCCCUGUGUGUACUAGCGUCACCAUAACAAAGUGCGACUUUCCAGAGCCGUCUGUGGAGUUCUAUCAAGAUGCCACUGGAUUGAAAACAUCCAUCUUCGAUCUAAGUGUUGCAACAAAAGGAGGGUGGAGAAUAAACUAUGGCAUUCUGUGAGUUUUUUUAUUUUCUAUUUUCUAUCUCAGUUUACUUGAUUCUAAAACCACUUGUCCACAGUUGUUCAAUCAGUGUUUGUCAUAUUGUUUUGUAAGAUAAAACACAAGUCUACAAACCUCUGAUGUAUACUAUUCAUCCACAUCACCACAAUGUAUAAAUAUCCAUAAUAAUGAAAGUCAUGUAAAUCAUGAAGUUAAGGAGUGUAAGUACAACAAAUCAAAUAUAAAGAUAUUCAUAAGGACAGAAUGAAGAAGUGAAAUCAAAGGUUUCAGUUCAAAGUUUCAUUUACUGUUCUUCCAGCAAAGUGGCUCUGCUGCUAGUUCUUGUUUAAGGCUGGUUUCGAUCUCUGCUCUCAGUUUGAUCUGAGGAUCUCUAUGUCUCUUUCAAUGUCCACCGUCAUUGUACAUUACGGCCCUGUUCUCUAGUCAACCUGAUAGACUCAAAUGUCUUUCUGAUAAGUUAGUCAGUAAUCUAUGGUGUUGUACCUUUAAAGAAAGGCCAUAUGAUUAAUUAAGACAUUUAAAAAUCAUUUGGGUGGAGGGACACACACACACACACACACACACACACACACACACACACACACACACACACACACACUAGCCAAACUCACACUCCGAAAUAUACAAACCAGAGAUUUUGGUUACAUCCUGCUUAUUCUUGAUUGGUAUCAGUUUACUUUUCAUCAUAAUAUAUAUAUUCCAUUUUUGAAGCAUAUGUAUAGUAUACACCUCAUUUUCAGUAUAUGUCAACCUACUACUAUCUUUCCUGUAAAUAUUAGACAAAAAAGGAGGAGUUUACUGUGGAUAUUAUUAUGUCAAGCCAAAGGUCUUUUUCACUUCUCUAGUGAAAAGUAUUCACUUUAAUAUUUCUAAUGGCACAAAGAUAAUUCAAGGAAGAAAAUAAGUCAGAAGAUAAGUCAGAAAAGGAGAUUAUCCUUUUUAUUGCAAACAUGUGGGAUUUAAGAAAUAUCUCCACAAAUGUAUUCAUAUGGUAAAGGGUUGCAGUGACUUUGGGGGAUAUAGGUUCACUGACAGCUCUAUGUAAUGCAUAUGCUUUUGCUGUGUAUUUUCAGACAUGGUCAAGGAUCGUUCAACAUGGCAAUAUUUGGUAUUGAUGUGACCUCGGUUGUGAACCUAGGGAAAGAUCCUGAUGGCCAUCCGACAGUCACCAGUGUCAGCUGUGAUGCUCAAGUCAAGGAUAUGAACAUUCACUUCCAUGGUGGAGCCAGGUACUGUAGGACAGAGGGUGAGGCAUAUGAAUGAGGCUAUGCUGCUGUCAAGAUUUUAACCCUGUGAUGUUAUUUGUCAUUAGUUGGAUCAUUCAGCCUUUUGUGGACCAUUUAAAGGGCCGUAUCAGAGGUGAAUUAGAGAAUAAAGUAAGUGUUCCUCGAUAUUUCUGUGAUAUAUAUCAUGGAGGCUUGGUGUAUUCUCUAGAAUCAUCAGAUAAUGGUCAUGAGAUAUCAAUAAUAAUAAUAAUUAUAGAAAAUCUAUAGAUUUCCAGUGGUAAGCACAGGACAUGUUUCUUUGUAGAUCUGCCCUGCUGUUGAGGAAUACAUUCUUAACUUGGAGUACCACCUACAGGCCAUGAACGGUACUGUAGACAGUAACAUCUUCAUAGAGACUCUACAUCUCCAAAACAAUGAUAACAACAAUGCAGGCCAAAGAAUAUAUACCUGAGUAAAAUCAUUGUCAGACAAAUAUGUGAAUACAUGCAUGAAUAAAUAAAUAAAUAGGUUUACAAAUGAUUCUAUCCUGUUUAGUUUCCUUCGAUGUGAAUCAAGACCUUAAGAUUGACCUUCCUCUGAGCAGCUUACCUAUUAUUGAUGCUUCAAGCCUGAAUCUGGGUCUUAAGGUAAGGAGAAACACACAAGGGGCUUCAUAUGAACCAUUUUUGCAUGGUCUUUUGGCCACAUUACUUGUGCAGCUCUUGUUAACACAUGACAAACAAAAUUAUCAUUAAAAUUAUAUAAUCCUUUGCAACUCUUGAUUUAAAGGGGGAAUUCUAUAGUAUCAAAAGUCCCACAGAGCCUCCCUUUGAGGCUCAGCCUUUCACCAUGCCUGAGCGCCCAGACUACAUGCUGUCAAUGGGCCUGUCUGAAUUCACUCUGAAUUCAGCCUCAUAUGGAUACUACUCAGCUGGACUGCUCAAAGCCCUCAUCAAUGAUAGCAUGGUGAGUGCCCCUGAAAAUAGUCAUAGACUGACAAAAGGAAAAAGUAGAUCAUACACACAGACAUUUUGCUUCAAGUUUGGUCUGAUUUCCUGCAAGUUUGACAUUUGGUCAGUCCAUUCAUUUUUUGCACUUUUCAAAAACGUAUCACUUUCUGUCCUACACAAAGUCUCCUUCCUCUGCAGACCAUGUGAUGUUGAUGUUGUCAUUAUCACUUCAGAUACCACCAAGAUUUCCUGUUCACCUCAAUACCAGCUCAAUGGGGCAAUUUAUCCCUCAGGUAUGUUUAUCUACAAGGGGAAUUUGUUAACACUGGAGAUUAAUAAUUUCAUCGUCACCCUCUAAAAAUAAUGGCCUUAGUCACAUUAUGCUCUUCAGAACAUUUAAUGAAUAUUUUCUGAAAUUUGCCUCAUUCACACUCUUGACAGAGGCAAUGAAACUACAAGGGUAGGAUCACAUGAUCUGUUCAACUGAGGAUGUACACAAUUCUACUACAGACCAGCAUCAUAGAGGACUGACUUGGGCAAAAGACUAAGUUUUGUCAGAAAAUGACUUAGACCAUUAUCUCAAGGUGAUGCCGUGUUAGUUACAGGCCUCAUAUUAGUAUGUUCCAUUGGUGUGAAUCUUUAAGCACAGUUCAUGUCAACCCGAAUUGGCUUUCUAGCUAUUGAACACAGAUAAUUGGACAGUGUUUACCUCAGCCUGUUAAAAGACUAAACUACAGGCUGUUACUUCAACUUCUUCAUCCAUGGUUGUACUGGGGUUUCCAUUGAAAAAGAUUUUUUAAGGUCAGGAGGAAGAGGGAAGGACAAUGACUCGUUGAGAUUUGAUAACGAACUUCCUGUUGAGACAAAGAUUGUGGUUUAAGCACUGUUUAACCCUCAAGCACACAAAUCCAUGUUUUUAUAGUGGCUCAGUGUUACGACCCGAUUCGUCAAGGGAAAAGGGGAGCAACAUAGACCCAGUUUGUGGUAUUAAGUGUUAUUUAUUACAAGGAAGUGCGAUUAAAUCAUAACAAGAGUGAGGCAGGGAAAAAGGCGAGUGUUGUUCAAAUCAUCAAAGAAACCAAAAUAAUCUCUGACCUAGAGUCAACACAUAGACACUGCUCCUUCUAAAACAAAAAUGGAAAUCAAACUCUUCUAACUAGUCUAACCAAACAAAAAUUACAGACGAAUUUACAUCCAAAUGACAUCCCUGCCGUUGUAACAAACCAAACAGUGUGAAAACCGGGCAGAGAUUUGGAGACAUAUUAUCAAUAUGGUUGAACAUUCCUACCUACCCUAAUGUACUGGAGGCGCAUGGGGGACCCAUCCAAGAUGGCGGGCUUUGAGGUGUCUACGUAUAUUAUGUUAAAGACCACAUGGGGUGUGUGGCUGGCUGAAGCGCUCAUCAGAAAGUAAUUAAGUGAAAUGAAGAAUCGCAAACAUCAUACCUAUGAUUUGCUCCUUGAUUAAUGGCUGGCACAAAUUCCGGUUAACUUAAAUUUGGAUCAUUACAAUACAGUACUGCUGAUUUAAAAAUCAAUUUAAAUUUUAUUUAAAAUAACAGUUGAUUUAAUGAAAAAAUGCUCUUUUAUAUACUGAACUACUGCUCCUUUAAAUUUAGCUUCUUUAAAUUCAUCUAUUUGUCUGACCUGCGCAUUGAAAAUAAAUAGUAUCAUACUCUCAGUUAAUUCAAUGUUUUACAUGUAGUAAAUCCUGCCUGUGACACAGUAGAUCAUCUAAAAAAAUGUUGAAAGUUGCCAAAAGCAAAAAAUGGGGGGAGAGAAAACAAAGUAAAUUAAAUGGUCCAUUCCUUCUUUUUCUGCAGCUUCCUAAACUUUUCCCAGGACUUCUGAUGGAUCUUCAGUGUUAUGCCAGAGAGAUUCCGCUGUUUUCCUUUCUGCCUGGAAGUGUAAAUCUAGGCUUCCAGGGAGCCAUAAAGGCUUUUGUCAUCCAGCCAAAUGGCACUCAAACCCCACUGUUCAAACUCGAUGUUGUGAGUAAAGCUGUUUCUGGCCUCCAGUUUACCUGAAUGAAUAAUGAAUCAUUGGAAUAGUCUGUGACCUUUUUGCCUUCUUCACUAUUUUUAUUGUUUUGUUCUAAAAUGCAGUGUACAAGAGAUACAUCAGUAAUACACAUCUUGCAAGUGGCAUUAUUUUUGAGCCUCAUUUUUGCACUGAUGAGCUACAGAAAAAUACUUUUGCUUUGAAAGGGAACACAUUAGAGAAGGUUUUUUGCUCAAAGAAUAACUAUUUUGUAGCAAACACCUUUGGACAAGAUAAUUACUUGCAAGUGUUGUGCAGCAUCCAAAGCAGUUAGACAGUUAGACUACUAUUUUGAAAUCGUUUACCAUAUGGUCAGGAAAGAUUACAGCGUGUCAAAUAUAAGGUAUCUGACAUGUAGCUAAACAAUAUAUUGGUAUGAUAUUACAUGGCUAUGAAAGACAGCCAAGAGAUCAGUCAUAAUGAUCAUUUGCUGUGGUUACAAUCAAAACUCUCUUUUUGUCAGGAUUCAGAAUUCAGCAGUCAAGUUUGGAUUGCAAAUGGAAAACUGAAGGGCUUUGGGAAAAUAAACAAGUGAGCACAACCCUGUUUUUAUAAAUGUACCCCUGAACAUAAGCUGUCAAAGCAAACAAAGUAUUAAUACCACUUUCUUUCCAACAGUUUCACACUCACACUGGUGGCGACUGAAGUGGGUUUUUUUAAGGUACAAUUCCUCAAUCAAAAACUUCCUCAAUUUGGAUGUCAGCAACAACCAUAUGAUUGUACAAACAACUGAGAUGCUAACUAUGAACACUUUGUUAUUUUGUUUCUUUGUAGACUGAUAAUCUGGAGAAGUUGGGGAGGAUGGGAACAGCACUGGCUCUGGCAAAACUGAAUGGUCAGCCUGGGACAUUUUAAAAACUGUUUACUUUUUAUCACUCUUUUAGCACUACCUAUCUCUCUUCUGUUCUUUGGGCAUCAGCCUGAGCUCAUGCAGCUAACACACAGGAAGUUCUGCUCUACUUCAUAGGAAUCAUUCUCUCUUUAUUUUACCAUACUUUUUUCUGUAGACAGUUUUGUUUUAUCUGAUAAGUCCAGCUAUGAAGGGGGCAAUGUAUUUUUCUAUCACAACGGGACAGUAUUAGACUGCUCUGAUUGGGUUUAUGUGAAAGCUAUGAGUUGCGUGUAUAUCGACAGAACUUUCAUAGCAUUCAACUUUCUGUUUCAGAGGAACUGGGCAAAGGUAUUGCCUUACCCAGAAUGAGACAAGCACAGCUGGUCAACUCAGUUUUGGAGGUGAACAAGGUGAGUUAUACGAAAAGAAAACACACUAAGUAAUGUGGCAUUUAGAAUUUUGGGGCUAACCACUGUCUUUGUUUUCAACAGGGAUUCAUGACUGUCUUUUCAGAUACUCAAGUGCUGCUAACAGAUGGAGGGUUCAACUGACUAACAGACCUGUCAAAUGUUGGUACAUCAAAUUAGACUGCUCUGCAUCUCAGUACUCACUUUUACAUUUUAACUCAGUAAAGAAUUUAGGUCGAGCACACAAAAGUGUGCUUCUUAAUUUAGCAGUUAAAGGCAAAUGUAUCUGUCUGGUUUCUUAAACAUAAAUAAUCCUUGCUGCUCAGGUUGUGAUCAAUAUUUUUGUGCAUUAAUUAAUUUACACAUGUACAACCUUCAUGUCAAAUCAACAGUAAUCAAACUUUCAGGGCAACUGUACCAAUACUAGUGAAGUUGUAUUAACUUUGUUAGCUCAUUAUGGAUUAAAUAUUUCUAAUGCAUUUGUGUGUGUACAUGUUCAUGUCAUCUGAUUUUGAUUUUAAGAUAUUAAGAAUUAAGCCAAUAGAGGGGUUGUACAGAUAAAAUUCCCCCCAAAAAAAAAAAACUCGGAAAAAACAAAAUUUGAUGGUUUGCAAACCCUUUAAUCCCCAGGUUUGAUUCAAAAUAGUGCGAAGAAAAUAUAUCAGUUGUUGGAACUGGAAAUAUAUGCCAUGCCAGGUGCUCAACAGUUUAGGUCGUCUUUGUUGUGUUUUCCAUUUCAUGAUGCACUGAAGUUUUCACCUAGCAACGAAUCGGGAAUGCAAGCAGGCCGGUUCAGCUCCAGACUCUUCUUCUAUGGAGGAUGCUCCAAAACCUUUGUUGUUCAGGGCUAGUUUCUUCCCAGAAGUGUAAGCUCCAUGCCACCACAGAUGCCGGUUUUUGACCUUAAGGUUGAUAGGAGGCCAAAGUGAUCCAUCUGUACUGUAAAUCAGAGGUCAUAAUGCCCAUGACCUCCAAAAAGAAGUUAAAUUCUGGUUUGUCCGGCUACAAGACAGUUUUUCACUUUGCCUUUAGUUAUCUUGAAUGGGCCUGGGCUUCUGAUAUGUCUGGAUAUUUACAUUGUUUCCUUUUUGCAAAGUAUAGUUUUAACCUUCAUUUAUGCAUACAGCAACAAACAGGGUUCACAUUUAAUAUUUUUAUAAGUGAUUUAAAGCCCAUUUACUACUAAAGAGUCUGUGUGGUCAAAGGACCCAAACAUCAUGGUCAUCCAUCUGUUUUAGACCUCAGAAAUUUUUCUGAAUUUUGAUUCUCAGAGUUGUUCAAUAAUAUUGUGUAUCAUCUUUAAAGAUGAUAAUAUCUUCUAUUUCUUUACAAUUUUAUGCUCUGGAACAUUAGUCUGCAAUAGUUGAACUAUUUGCUCAUGCAGUCUCUGACUGAAUUGUGAACCUCUUCCCCUCUCAGCUUCCUGGAAAUUGUGAUAAAUGUAAAUAAAAACAUAAUUCAAUGAUUUGCAAA